CUCGAUUAUCUGCUAAAAGGAAAAAGGGAUUGAUUCCCAUCACGUGGGUUCAAUAAGACGGAUGAAACAGCACCUGCGACAAUCAUCCACCGCCCUUACUUGCUAAUAAUAUUAACUCUUCUAUGACCUUGAAACGCCCAUGCGUCUUCCUUCCCCCUGUGCGACAACUAAAAAGAACGAACAAAGCCUCCGACUUGUCUCGAUUACUGGAGACCAUCCCGCUGCACAUAUGCUCCGGUAAUGGGCGCUUACUGAAGCAGCUUUAUGCCUUUACUCGAUCAUACGCUCUCCAUUUCUUUUCUUCCACUGCAUUCGGUUGGUUAUUUACCCCGGGCGCUUUUCUCACACAGCCUCUCCAUGAUGCCUCGUUGAGAUCUGCUGAACCCCUUGACAUUCAUCAUUCGCCCAGAUGUGUCGAUAUAUGUGCGCUUUAAACCACCAGUUCAUAAAACGUUACCAUCUCUUUAUCGCGAAAUCUGAGCUGCAUUAAAUUCACCGACUGUACUUAAUUUCUAUAUCCCACAGCUAAUUAAAACUCCCUUGGUCCCGGCAACCCUGAAAGAACCUUUGCGAUAUGAUGUUGACGUCGACCUCGGAGGGGCAUGUCCAAGCUCCAGCGAUUCACCUCCCCGAUGGCACCGUAAAGCAGUCUACUCUCCUCCGAGCUUCCACUGUCCAUCGAAAUGGACGUGUCAAUCUGGACACAUUCUCGCCAGUCAAUGAAAACGGAAGCUUCGAAUUCGAUCGCGUCUUGAAAACUGGAAAGGUGCUCCGCCGGGUUAAACAUAAACAUGCAUUCAGAGCCUCCUGGAAACAGGCGUACUUUGUUCUCCGCCCGAAUUUGCUAUCAGUUUACAAAGACGAGGAGGCAACAAGGCUGCGAUUAUCCAUUACUUUGUCGGAAGUUACUGCGGUCGCUCCAGUUAAAUCUCCCCGGUCAACCCGCCAGCACGUUUUUGGGAUAUUCUCCCCCUCGAAGAACUAUCGCUUUCAAGCUUCGUCGGAAAAGGAUGCGCAGGAUUGGAUCGAGCGCAUUCGUGCUGAGACUCGCGUGGACGAGGAAGAGGAGGCUUUCUUAGCUCUAUCCAUGAAGGAGAACAACACGGCGACUAGCAAGCAGCGCAUCGAUGACACCACUGAUUUCUCGGAUAUCGAGAACGUGGGAAGGGCCAGCUCGCCUGAAUUUGGACGGGCAGGCUCCCCUGUUCAGUCGUCAGGACGUCUCGCUGCCCACCAGAAUUUCUCAGGACAUGAUAUAACAUCUUAUUCGGAAUGGUCCGAUGGGCCUGCGAGCAACUCCAGUAUUCGCCCCGCAUCAAGGACGUCGACAAACCCUAAUUUAUCUGUGUCUACUCCAAGUGGACAUCCUACCACUGCGCGCGAUACGGGUCGGAUUCAGGAGUCGGGUAAUACUCGGCGUGACCCAGAGAGAGUCAUCUGUAACGGUUAUCUUCAAUGUCUUCGAAUUAAAGGUGGAGUGCGCCAAUGGAAACGGUUAUGGGUUGUCCUCCGCCCAAAGAGUCUUGGAUUUUAUAAAGAUGAACAGGAGUAUUCCGCGGUCAAAAUCCUUUCCAUGGCCCAGGUAUUUGACGCCGCAGAAAUUGACCCCGUAUCUCGUUCAAAACUAUAUUGUCUCCAAGUUAUUGCAGAGGAAAAGUCAUAUCGACUAUGCGCAGAUAACGAAGAAUCGCUUGCAAAAUGGCUAGGCUCCCUGAAGAGCGUUCUGGUCGCUCGCAAAAAACUAGAAUCAGAGACUGCACCAGGAGCUGCUGCUACUACUGCUCCUGCCUAAAUAAUUGUACAACAGCUAAUCUUCCGGGUCUGAUAGUAGCCCGAUUGUCGCUCCCUUCACCUUUUGCUUUUAUAACUUCACACUGUGUCUCUCGUUGGCACCUUCUUGUUGGAAUACUGCAUACCUUAUAUCCCUUCGCCAGCUGUGUUCUCUUUUCUCAUCCAGUGAAUUUCUUUUAUUAUGACAUACAUACCCAAGUCCUUGAUGAUAUAGAUUUCUUUGUCUUCUUUCUUAUUUCUUACUCUUCCCUUCUAAGCACCUUUAUAUUCGCCUUCAUACCUUGAUCUUUGAAUAAUGCUGGUAAUGUUGGUUUCUACCAAUGUUUAAUGAGUUCCCUGUACUAGUUAGUGUUCGAAACAUUGGGUAGUGAGGAAUCACCAGUGUAAUGAAUGGUGGAGGGUAUCCCAAGCCGCAUUUCUGUA
Messenger RNA from Aspergillus alliaceus, 2214 nucleotides. Its product is annotated as PH domain-containing protein. NCBI's taxonomy places the organism in Eukaryota, Fungi, Ascomycota, Eurotiomycetes, Eurotiales, Aspergillaceae. The record is from RefSeq and is a predicted model, not a curated record. The coding region runs from base 575 to 1792 and encodes 405 amino acids. The transcript has 4 exons.